Messenger RNA from Tinamus guttatus (white-throated tinamou), 899 nucleotides. The record is from RefSeq and is a predicted model, not a curated record. NCBI's taxonomy places the organism in Eukaryota, Metazoa, Chordata, Aves, Tinamiformes, Tinamidae.
GAACAAGCGCCCCUGGACUCGUGGGCUUCAUCCUCCCUCCCAGGAGCAGGAAUUCCUGGCAGGAGGUGCCUAUCCCUGCGCCCCAGUGUGUCCGGAGCCGCGUGGAUCCGGCCCUGCUGCGCACAACGCGGUACGUGGGCUGCUACGAGGACAGCCCGCGCCGGCGCACGCUGCGCGGCGUCUCCUUCUUCGACUACAAGAAGAUGACGGUGUUCCGUUGCCAGGACAACUGCGCCGAGCGGGGCUACCUGUACGCGGGGCUGGAGUUCGGCGCCGAGUGCUACUGCGGCCACAAGAUCCAGGCGGGCAACGUGAGCGAGGCCGAGUGCGCCAUGGCGUGCAAGGGCUUCAAGGGCGAGCGGGACCACUGGCGCAGCGGACGCACCAUCUGCGUGAAGACGCACGAGAGCGGCCAGAAGGAGAUCGAGUCCUUCGACGCCGCCAUCCUGCUCAUCCGCAACCCCUACAAGGCGCUCAUGGCCGAGUUCAACCGCAAGUACGGCGGGCACAUCGGCUUCGCCGCGCACGCGCACUGGCAGGGCAAAGAGUGGCCGGAGUUCGUGCGCACCUACGCGCCGUGGUGGGCCGCGCACACGCUGGACUGGCUGCGCUUCGGCCGCAACGUGCUCGUGGUGCACUUCGAGGACCUCAAGCGCGACCUGUUCGCGCAGCUGCAGCGCAUGGUGGGGCUGCUGGGCAUCGCGGCGCGCGAGGACCGGCUGCUCUGCGUCGAGGGCCAGAAGGACGGCAACUUCAAGCGCUCGGGGCUGCGCAAGCUCGAGUACGACCCCUACACGCCCGAGAUGCGCGCCCUCAUCGGCAGCUACAUCAAGUCGGUGGACGCGGCUCUGCGGCUGCGCAACCUCUCCGGCGUUCCGGACGAUUAUUCCCCGAGGUGA